AGCUAUCAUCUCUUUCUCUCUCUCUCUCAACAAAAUGCUCUUCAUCAUCAAAAGUUCAAAGCUUUCUAAUUUGUGGAUCUCUCUGUCAAAGGGUAUCUGUGUGUGUUUUUUACAGAGAUAUGGAGGAAGAUCAGAUCGUGAUGUUCGGCGUUCAUGAAACGCUGAGUUCUUUUAUGGAUGCAGCAAUUGAAUCUGAAGCAAAGAACAAGAGGAAGUAAAAUUGCAAUAGAGGUCGAAGUUCCAACAAUGGCGGAAUCCACUGUUAAGCUCACAACCAAAGACCUCAAAUCUCUUCUUCAACCAAUCACCAACGUUCUUCCUCGUGGUCAGAAACUCAUCUUCAAAGAAGUUCUUGAGUUAGCUGGAAACGCAAGCAAACAUCUGAAAGUGAAGAGGAUAACUCCACGGAAUUUACAGUUGGUGAUCAGAGGAGAUGAGGAGCUUGACACGCUCAUCAAAGGAAUCAUUGCCGGAGGUGGUGUGAUCCCACACAUCCACAAGUCUCUCAUUCUUACAGUGGGGACUAGUCUCAGUUGCGGUGGCAUUACACGCUUGAUAAACAGAUGGCUAAAUGCACCAUCACAAUACGUAUUACCUACCUUUGAUGAAUGAUAUUAUGUUUCAUGUUUCCUAUAAAUAAGAGACUUGCAAUGGAGACAAAAAAGUGUCAAAGUUUUUAACUAAGUCUCUUAUCCAACUUUACUCUUUAAAUACUAUUAAAAAUUUUUUAAGAGACACUUAAUCAGUCUCUAGGAUAAUGAUGCUCUAAAUCCUUUAUUCUAAUGGAUUAUAAAGAUAC
This is a messenger RNA of Raphanus sativus (radish), 799 nucleotides long. RefSeq lists its product as uncharacterized. The coding region runs from base 178 to 612 and encodes 144 amino acids. The transcript has 2 exons. Gene Ontology annotation, cellular component: nucleosome. Gene Ontology annotation, molecular function: protein heterodimerization activity; structural constituent of chromatin; DNA binding. The record is from RefSeq and is a predicted model, not a curated record. NCBI's taxonomy places the organism in Eukaryota, Viridiplantae, Streptophyta, Magnoliopsida, Brassicales, Brassicaceae.